This is a messenger RNA of Mugil cephalus (flathead mullet), 3223 nucleotides long. RefSeq names its product organic cation transporter protein. The record is from RefSeq and is a predicted model, not a curated record. Gene Ontology annotation, biological process: transmembrane transport. The transcript is spliced from 10 exons. Gene Ontology annotation, cellular component: membrane. Lineage: Eukaryota; Metazoa; Chordata; Actinopteri; Mugiliformes; Mugilidae. Gene Ontology annotation, molecular function: transmembrane transporter activity. Bases 23 to 1648 code for a protein of 541 amino acids.
UUCCCCCCUCCAAAAAAAAAAAAUGAAUUUUGACCAGAUCCUCUCUGCCAUAGGAGGAUUCGGCAAAUACCAGAAAAUGCUGUACAUAUGGAUUUGUUUACCUCAGAUCCUCCUCGCCUUCCAUAUGAUGGUGAGCAUCUUCACCGGAGCCACGCCGCCCCAUCAGUGCCGGGAGAGCCCGAGCUCCGCGGUCGGGAAUCAGUCCUUCGUGCCUGGUACAGUCAACAUGAACUUCAGCCUCUUGGACUCCUCCUGCUUCUCCACGAAGGCCCUGCUCCAAGGCAACCGAACUGAGCGCGUCCCGUGUGGCCACGGAUGGGUUUACAGCAAGGAGACUUUCCAGAGCACCACUGUCACCGAGUGGGACCUGGUAUGCAGCAGAGCUGGACUGAACAGUCUCGGAUCAUCCAUCUACAUGUUUGGCCUGUUGGUGGGAUCUGUGUUGUUUGGAGCCAUGGCAGACAGGUACGGCCGGCGUUUUGUUCUGCUGCUGUCCAUCGCUCUGCAGACUGUGUUUGGAGUGGCUGUAGCUUUUGCGCCCAACUUCCCAGUCUAUGUGAUUCUUCGCUUUGUAGUUGGUGCCACAAUAUCUGGAGUCAUCAUCAAUGCCUUCGUGCUUGGAACUGAGUGGACGUGCACCAAGAAACGCAUGCUGGCUGGUAUCAUCACAGACUACGCCUUUGGCUUGGGUUACAUGCUGCUAGCAGGAGUAGCGUACCUGAUACGAGACUGGAGGAAACUGCAACUAGCUAUAUCAGCCCCAGGGUUCCUACUUAUCUUCUAUAUAUGGGUGGUGCCUCAGUCUGCUAGGUGGUUGUUGGCCAACGACAGGAGAGAGGAGGCCAUCGCCCUCCUCCGCAAGGCAGCGCUUGUUAACGGCAGGGUGUUACCUCCCACUGUUCAGGUUGAGAAGUGUGACAUUUUAGGCGGAGGGAGGAAAAGUCACUCUGUGAUGGAUCUUGUGCGGACACCUCAGAUGAGAAAGAGAGCAAUUAUCUUGUUUUACAUCUGGUUUGUGAAUGUGCUGGUGUAUUAUGGCCUGUCACUGGGUGUGUCCAGGUUAGGGACAGACCUCUACCUCACCCAGUUUGUGUUCGGGUUGGUUGAGAUCCCUGCUCGUACUCUGGUCUUGCUCGUCCUGCCCUGCAGCCGCCGAUUCUCCCAAAGCGGGUUCCUGGCUUUUGGAGGGCUCGCCUGUCUGCUCAUGCUGGCUAUCCCUGCAGAUCAUCCCAACAUCCUGGCUGCUCUUGCCAUGGCAGGAAAGUUUGGCAUAACAGCUUCCUUUGCUGUGAUCUACGUAUACACUGCUGAGAUAUUCCCCACUGUUUUAAGACAAACAGGAAUAGGUGUAUCCUGCAUGUUUGCGAGAAUGGGCGGUGUGUUAGCACCGGCCAUCAACAUGCUGCAUAACCACAGCCCAGCUACGCCCCUUGUCAUCUUUGGCACCUCCCCGCUGUUGGGGGCCAUCCUUGCCCUGGCGUUGCCUGAAACUGCAGACAGACCUCUUCCUGACACGGUGGAGGACGCAGAGAACUGGGAAAUUAGACCACUUCCCACCAAGGAGGACCCUGAAAUGUGCGAGGACACUAGUCACGCAGCAAGCAGCACAGAGAAGCAGGAGCUACGACAUCUAGCGAGCCAGACCUAACAGCGUGCUAAAAACAUACAAGCCAUCCAUUAUUCACACAUCCUACAGGUGUGACACCAGAUACACUACUUACAAUAACACCCUCUAUGCAAUUACAUGUCAGGACUGAGUUGUGACCUCGAUGCAAGAAAAUCAAACACAUUUCAUUCACCAAACUUGCACCAAGGCGUUUAUGUACCAAGCACAAAGCAGGCAUUCAGUUCUCCAUCCAAGGCCAAUAAGCAGCCUACUGUUUAAGCAAGGGCAGGUAAAAUACAGUCAGCAGUGUUUAGCAAUCUGUUGCAUCAGUCAGAAAGCUACACUUUGUGUUUUGAUACAUUUUAUAGUACCGGGAGACAGAAUAAAUAGUUCCCUUGACUUGGCAUACAUAUUUGUAUAUAUUUAUACGUCCACCGGAGGCCAAAACUUUCUACACUCAAAACUGAUUAGAAGAAUAAGAUUCUACAAGAAUACCAGCAGCAAUGCAGGACUCUUGGUCCCAUCAAGCAGCUACUUUUGGAAUGUCGUAUUUUUCAGGGCGAAAGGAUUUAUUAUGAUUGUGCAUUUCAUAAAAACACUUUUAUGAUAUUUUUGUAUAGCAGUGUUCUAUGAACUGUCUCAGAAAGUUUGUUGUAUCUUGAUGCUGUAUUGCAAGCAACUGCCUCAUCUUCUCCUUCAUGGUCUCAAGCCAAGUUAAAUGAGUGAGACUGCAUGCACUAUAGUUACCUUUGUUAAGCCCAAUGUAGCCUUUUGACUACUGUAGUUGAUUAAAGUUUUGUAGUGAACACACUGGUGUGCCCGUAAAUAUUUUGGAAACUUUAACAAUCUUUAGUUAUUUUAGUUGUUUCCCACAUUAUGGUUAAGUUAGUUAUAAAACAGAUGCAGGCUUAAAACUUAUCAGUUUGAAAUGGGGAAAAUGUGUAAGAAUUCCAACCACUUUAUACAUAGCCCAUUUUCAAAUAAACAUUUUAUUUGAAUUUUGGCAUGAUUGCCUGAGGUCUGCAUCCCAUGUACAUAGAAUGGGUUAUUACUUCUAUACAUACUUACUCAUGUACUUAUAUUACUUCUAAAAGUUAUAACUGUUCUUAAGGUUUGUGAAUAGUCUGCAUCUUGUGGGGGUAGGGGUCAUUACUUGUCUUUAAAGUGCAUUUUACAAGGGCUGUUUAACAGAAGUAGUGAUGUAAUGAUGAAAUUCCAGGCAUACAUCAGAAGCACAGAUCAUGUAAUAAGCAACUGUAUUGUCAUGCUGUUACUCAGGCAAAUGGAUUGAUUUUUGAAAAUCCAGGAUUCUCACAGCAAAUAAAUUUACAUUUACAUUUAUUUUAUGCUUCAAAUGUAUACAACGUAAUGUAGAGGGGUAACCUGUUAUUCCACUGCAUGAAUAGAGUGAGCAUGCCUUACUGCAGUGUGUAGCAUGUUAGAUUAAUCACAGAUGUCACUGAAAAAAGGCAAAUGGAAAACUUUUGUUUUAUUGCAAUGAUUUCUUGUCUAAUGCAUUUGAAUGUAUGUGGAAAUGUGUCACAAAAUGUACCUUGUUUUUGAGAAAAGAAGACAUCAUGUUGCUGUGUCUCCAGAAAUAAAUUCAGUUGAAAAGUG